AUGAGCAUAGCUUUGGGGCCUGUCAUUUGGGCAGCUGUAAGACCGAUUAUCAAAAUUUAUCUGAUUAUCGGCGCAGGUUACAUUUUGGCCAAGAUGGGCAUUCUAUCUGUGGAGGCUACAAGAAGUAUAUCUGAUAUUGUGCUUACGAUAUUAUUGCCCUGUCUUUCUUUUAACAAGAUUGUAGCGAACAUUGAAGAUCAGGACAUCAAGGACGUCGGGAUCAUCUGUUUAUCGUCCGUGCUUAUCUUUGCCACAGGAGCAUUCUUAGCAUAUGUCAUCAGAAGAACUAUGCCAGUGCCGAGAAAAUGGUACGGUGGUAUUAUUGCCGGCGGCAUGUUCCCGAAUAUCAGUGAUCUGCCAAUUGCAUAUUUACAAACUAUGGAUCAAGGGUUUAUUUUCACCCCAGAAGAAGGUGAAAAGGGAGUUGCUUGCGUGAUCAUUUUUCUUGCAAUGUUCAUGAUAUGUGUGUUCAACCUGGGUGGUUUCCGAUUGAUCGAGAACGAUUUCCACUAUAAUGACGAGGAAAGCGGGGUGUCUAAUGAGGAACUCAAUGAACUCCCAUCGCAGAGCACACCCUCUAAUGAUUCUUCUAGUGCGGUAGGGCCACAUGACACUUUGCCUAGACCCGAAAAGGCGCUAACAAAAAGCACUGGAAGUGAAUCGGAAGAUGUAUCUAACUCUUCAUCAAUAGAUUCAGUAGGCGAUCAGCCUAAUUCAUCAUCGGGGUCAGCUAAUACACAAUCGGUACAGACUAGGAACGAUGAAAAUAUAUGGGACUUUAUCGCGGCCCGUAGAACCAGGAGCCAACCGGUCGCGUUGACUGAGGAACCAGUUCGCCUAAGGAGGCCUUCUGUUGCCACCACUAUUCGUUCCAUCGAUCUACGUGAGGGGCCUCCACAAGAUUUCAAUGAUCUAAUUAGAGAAUACUCGAAUGUUGAUCAGUACGGCCACCCAAGGAGAAAUUCACGUCUUUCUGACAUGGACGGUGCGCCAGUAAGCUACUCUAAAAGUAGUUCUUCUGCAUUGGAAAAAUUGAAAUCGUCUGACCUGAAAAAGAUCUUGACUUCGGAUGCAACUGUCAAUAAACGAAACAUUGAGACUUCGGGUGGCUCUCUGCCUAGGUGGUUGCAGAAAUUCCCACUGACUCCAUACAUUGUUUUCUUCAUUAAGAACUGUCUGAGACCUUGUUCAAUGGCAGUUAUCAUAGCACUAAUCAUCGCGUUCAUUCCGUGGGUAAAGGCUUUAUUUGUCACUUCAGCUAAUACGCCAAAAAUCAGGCAAGCUCCAGAUAAUGCACCUGCUCUAAGUUUCAUCAUGGAUUUUACAGCAUACGUUGGCGCGGCCUCCGUGCCUUUCGGUCUUCUACUUUUAGGUGCCACUUUAGGGAGAUUAAAGAUUGGUAAAUUGUAUCCUGGCUUUUGGAAAUCUGCCGCACUUUUAGUCAUACUCAAACUAUGCGUUAUGCCAAUUUUUGGUGUGCUUUGGUGCGAUCGUCUAGUGAAAGCUGGAUGGGUCAACUGGGAAGACGAUAAAAUGCUUUUAUUUGUCAUAGCGAUAGAUUGGGCUUUGCCAACUAUGACUACGCUAAUCUAUUUCACUGCCAGUUAUACACCACCCGAUGCGCCGGAUCCAAUUCAAAUGGAGUGCACAUCAUUCUUCUUGAUGAUUCAAUAUCCAGUAAUGGCCAUCAGUUUACCUUUCUUAGUCAGUUAUUUCUUGAAAGUCCAAAUGAAGGUCUGA
This is a messenger RNA of Torulaspora delbrueckii, 1740 nucleotides long. RefSeq names its product putative ATPase ECM3 (gene ECM3). The transcript has a single exon. Gene Ontology annotation, biological process: transmembrane transport. The coding region runs from base 1 to 1740 and encodes 579 amino acids. Gene Ontology annotation, cellular component: membrane. Lineage: Eukaryota; Fungi; Ascomycota; Saccharomycetes; Saccharomycetales; Saccharomycetaceae. The record is from RefSeq and is a predicted model, not a curated record.